Molecule: messenger RNA, 4624 nt
Organism: Patiria miniata (bat star)
Lineage: Eukaryota; Metazoa; Echinodermata; Asteroidea; Valvatida; Asterinidae
Product: cytochrome P450 2J6-like
Exons: 3
Coding region: 596-2113 (505 amino acids)
Biological process (GO): xenobiotic metabolic process
Cellular component (GO): cytoplasm; intracellular membrane-bounded organelle
Molecular function (GO): oxidoreductase activity, acting on paired donors, with incorporation or reduction of molecular oxygen, reduced flavin or flavoprotein as one donor, and incorporation of one atom of oxygen; iron ion binding; heme binding
Source: RefSeq, a predicted model, not a curated record
CCGAACUUCGUACCAGGCUGGCUGUUCCAGUGUGGGCCCGACCAGGAUAGAAAUUGGCCUCUCGGCCGCGUGAAGCAAAAUACGUAGCAGUAAUUCACCGCACACGGUAAGCUACGUGCUGAGAAAAUGGCCUUUUUUGCUCAGCACCUAGCUCUUGUGUGCGAUGGGCUAAAGGCCUUCACUUUUUAAAACGCAAGUAGGCCCAAGGACGAAAAAGAAUGGUUACCCUGCGUUAUCCAGGCACCUGCACUUGUUUUUUUUUCUGUCAACAUCACUGUAUUUGCAACUACACGCGCUAUUGUAAUUCGGUGACAGGUCAAUGGCAAAGACUCGGUAUUGUUGCUUACUUAUUGACCCAGGGCAAUCGUUUUAAGCUGUGUCAUGCAUGCAAGGUACUUCACACAAAUUUCGAACUUCGUGUAAGGCUAGCUGUUCCUCUACGGGCGCGACCAGUGUGAACACUGGCAUUCGAAUGAGCAGGUCGUUCACGCUCCAUUCACGUACGGCAAAAAGCCUCCGGUCUGUUAGAAUUCGCUCCACUUACAGGUGUAUUGCAUGAACUGAUACAAUUUGGAGUGCCACUCUUCCUCACGAAAUGGAUUUCCUGGACCUUCGCACCUUUCUGCUGGGCGUACUUUUGCUCCUGGUUCUCCGCUGGCUGCUCGGCCGGCCUAAGAAUCUCCCUCCUGGGCCCUGGGGAUUUCCACUUGUGGGCUCCAUACCCGCCAUCGUCUGGGGAAUGUUUCGAGGCUUGGAGCCCCACCAUCAGUUCCAUAGGUACGCCGCCAAAUACGGGCCCAUAUUUCGCUUCAAGAUUCUCAACAAGACGGUUGUCGUCCUGAACGACUAUGCGUUGGUGAAAGAAGCUUUCCAGCAUCCGCAGCUCAGCGACAGACCCAAAAAUAUCGUAACUGAUGUUUUAAAAGUGGAUGCUGUUGUUGUAUCUAACGGCGAACCUUGGGUAGAAAUGCGUCGGUUCUGCCUAACUGUUCUCCGGAGCUUCGGGGUCGGCAAGACUUCAUUUGAAGAGAAGAUAGGCACCGAGGCCGAGGAACUCAUGAAAGAAAUGGCCGCCUUCGGGGGCAAGCCCUUCAACCCCAAAUCGUUCAUUGGCAACGCUGUGGCUAACGUCAUCUGCUGCGUCAUCUUCGGCAAGCGCUACGAGUACACCGACGAGGAGUUUAAGUAUCUUCUUGAUUUACUCACUCAAAACGCCCAGCUCUCGGGCGGGGGAGGCUUAAUUGCUUUCCUUCCUGGCUUACAGUUUCUACCUUUUAGCCCCUUUCCUGCCCUGUUGGCUAAUUUUACCGAAAUUUUUGGCUUCAUCGGGAAAUUCAUCGACGCCCAUCGCAAAACUUUCGACGCAGACGAUUUGAAGGAUCUCACCGACGUGUAUCUGAAGGAAAUUCAACAGAAUCUAGCUAGAGAUAAAGAUGGAAUGCUGCCGGAUAGGAAACAUGUCAAAAAUUCGAAAUACCGUCACCUGAGUGAGCGUAACAUCGUCGGUACUAUUGUGGGUCUCUUCGGUGCUGGUUCUGAGACUACCGCCACUACUCUCCGGUGGGCAUUACUGUACAUGUUGGUGUACCCUGACGUACAGAAGCGAGUCCAGGCCGAAAUCGACGACGUUGUGGGUCGCAACCGCAUGCCCAGAAUGGCUGAUAUUCCGAAGCUACACUUCACUCGAGCGGUAACCUGGGAGGUCCAACGUCUGGCCAACAUCGUUCCUUUGGGCAUCCCACACUCCGCUGCUUCGGAUAUCUAUCUCCAAGGCUACUUGAUCCCCAAGGAUACCUUUGUUUUGCCCAACAUGUGGACCAUCUUUCGAGAUCCGAAGCAUUGGCCCGAGCCGGAGCAGUUCAAACCAGAAAGGUUUUUGAACGAAGGCGGCGAGGCUGUGAAGGCAGACGAGUUGAUACCGUUCAGCACUGGCAGGCGCAGCUGCAUCGGUGAGCACCUGGCCAAGAUGGAGAUCUUCCUCUUCUUCGCUUUCUUCAUGCACCAGUUCACCUUCAAGAAACCCGAAGAUUCUCCACCGCUGACGUUGAAGGGCAGGGGCGGCCUCACGCACGCCCCGCUGCCCUAUGAGUUGUGCGCAGUCCCGCGUGGCUAAUAGCAUUUUUGUUGAUAAAUGGAUGUACUGAUUCUGUUCCAUUUGUGAUGCAGGCCUCACUUGAUAACAUUUUAGCAUGAGUAGGAAUAAAAUGAAUAAAACAGCUAAAGAAAAAUGGAACGGAACUGGUAUACUUGCAGCCAGUAACAGUCUGAAAUAUUUAUAGCCAAACAUAAACAGGAUGACCCAAACCAAAUGCAACCCUAAAACAGUUGCCUUAAGAAAAAGGAUCAGUGGAUUUUUAUGGUUUGGGUAUCAGAUUAAAGCUGAGAGCUUUUUCGUUCUAGUAUUGAAAACAAUCAUUAGAAUAGCACUUUGGGUUGCUGAGAAAAUGCCAAUUAUGUAAAAGUAGUCCAUUUUCAUCAUGUAGGCUACACAAAACAUUACCACAGGAAGGGAUUUUCACUGCACCUAUUUGUGCAAAAAAACAUGGCACAUAUCAUGACAAGAGUACAAAUGGAUUUGAUGGUAAUACCGUUUAUGUUCCACCUGAACAGGUAUCUCAUCCUUUUUAGUCUAUAUUUGAAACCCUUUCAGCAUCAUAAAUAAUUAAGUCAAAAUACUAAAUAAAUUGCACAAUUGAACAGUUGGCUUACAGUAAAAUGUUCCACUGUUUUAAAGUACUUGUCUACAGUGGUGCACCCAGGAGUUUGCUGGGGGCAAACAUUUUUUUUUUCAAAUUUUGUAAAAGUUAAGUUUUUUUUCAAAACAUCUUGCGCAAAAUUGUUGGCCUCAGAAAAAGAAGGGUUUUUUUUGGGAGGAGGGCGGAAUUACACCCCUAUUUUACUACUCCAAAAUAGGUCACACACAUAUCACCGUGGUCAAAUUGCCUGAUUAAAAAAUAAAAAUACCAAAACAAGAAAUUGACAACCUCUUGGGGCCUCAAGCCCCCGAGGGCUCCCCCCUUGGGUGCGCAACUGCUUGUGUACAGGAAGAAAAAUGACUACUUUUACAUUUUUGGCCUUUUUUUUUUGCAAACCCAAAGUGCUAUUUUCAUGAUCUUGUCUUUUUACGAAAGAAAAAAGCUCUCAGCUUUUUAAUUUAAUCUGAUACCCAUUUUGUUUGUUUUUUAAAGCAAAAUGUUUUAGAGUUGCAUGUUUGGGGGGUCACCGUGUAGAAGUAACAUUCUUUGAUUUCCUGUUUUAUAGACUGUUAGGAUGUUCAUUUGGUCAGCUUUUCUUUAAUUUCAUCAACUGUGCUCAAUUGUAAGUUGAUGUAGGCAUUAUGUUUACAAGCACACUUUUACUUCCCGUGUUUAUGUUGGCCAAGCAAGUUUCCUUAUUGCACAAGCAAGUUCUCUUCAUAGACUAGUUGAUAAAUGGCCGCUUUCAUUAGUUCAACAGAAUUGCACAUUUUCAAUUUAAAAAGAUACACGAAAUUAUCCUUAGAUUACGUAAUGUUAUUUCCCUUUUUUAAUUAUUGUGUAACUAUAGUGCUAUGGUUAAGAUCUAGAAUUGGAGGGGAAAAAACAGCCCAUGUGAGGUUUAUCUAUAUACAAAUAAGACACUUUAAAAGGAAGGUAUUGUAUAAUCCUAUGUUGUAGAUAAUGCUUUCAAACCAUUCAAAUGACCUAAAAUCUGUUACUUUAAAUCACAAACAAGUUAAUGAGACAACUUUUGUUUUUCAUUGAGACUUGUACAUAGCUUCAAUCGUUAAUUACUGUUUUAUGCAAAUAACAUUUAUUUCAUUUCAAUUAAGAUCUGCUAAUCCAGGUUUGUUUCUACAUUAAAAUGUUAUAAUCUAGUAGACAUUUUCUAAACCUAGAAAUGUUGUUUCCUAGAACUUUUUUUGUUGAUUUAUAUUCCCAUGGGGUCCUAGAACUAAUUCAGUUCGGUUUCCUAAAUUGCACAAUUGGGCAACUCUGGGAAUCUGCAUAAAUCCAAAAUGGCCGCUUGACGCCAUCUUGAAAAUUGUAUUCCUGAACCACUUGUCCCAAAAUGAUGUGGGAAAUUUGUUAUUUCGAUGUACUUUUCUAUAGGGGUGUAGAAUUUAGCCAUAGGUAAUAUUCCCACAUUGCUCUACUACCGGACCCGGGCAAAGUAGGAAUAUUACUAAUGGGCACUUUGAACAGCCCUUAUCUGGUAAUAGCAAAUUAAAUCAAAACAGACCUAAAUUCCCACUUUGCUCAGGUUCUGUAGCAAGGCGAUGUGGGAAUAUUACAUAGGUUUCAUUUACACACGUCUUACGUGUAGCAGAUUGAUCGAAAUUCCCACUUUGCUCAAGUUAAGUAGUAGCGCAAUGUUGGAAUUAAAGACAACAUUCCCACUUUGCCGCGCAGUGUUGGAAUUCCCACUUUGCCCUGGGCAAAUUCCGAAUUUACCCAGAUUCUCAAAUUGCGCGUGACAACUGCAUAAUCUAUUUCCGCCGCAUUUGUCUGCGCUCUUUGCUGGCAUAUCAUCAUGUUGAGAAACUCGUUGACUUUUGAAAUUGUAAUUGGCAUAUCUCGUAUUCUCCAUGUUUUUUUAAUAAAACUUUCACAUGAAAUAAAACUUCGCAUUUUAUUUCUGAAGA